This is a messenger RNA of Pecten maximus, 888 nucleotides long. RefSeq lists its product as uncharacterized. The record is from RefSeq and is a predicted model, not a curated record. Lineage: Eukaryota; Metazoa; Mollusca; Bivalvia; Pectinida; Pectinidae. The transcript is spliced from 5 exons. The coding region runs from base 1 to 888 and encodes 295 amino acids.
AUGGUAAAAAGAUGCUGCUGGGGUACCUGUAACACGGACAGCAGGUUCCCCGACCGUCUGGAAGGUGGAGUGACAUUUAUACCCUUUCCUAAACCCGGCAGGAGUUUGGAAAAAUGCAAAGAAUGGAUAAGACUGUGUGGCAGACCACAAUCACAACUGAACGAAGAAAUCUUGCGUGAGCGUAGUAAAGCCAAACACCUGUUUGUCUGUUCUAAGCAUUUUGUUGAUGGGAAGCCAUCCGAUUUGUAUCCAAAUCCAAGGUCUGCACUUCCCAAUGACAGGAUAACACCAAGCAGAAAGAGACCAAUGCCAAGACCUGAUUUGACAAAAAGUACCAAACGAAAAAUUCUGGAUAUCGUGGAUGAAAACGAUAACAUCGAAAUGGAGAGCAUUGUGGUGCCAUCUGAAGUGCAAUUAGACAUGCAGAAAGAUGACAAUUUGCUUAUGAAAGAAACACAACCUUUAGACCUACUGGCUCUGGCUGCUGAAAACAGAAGAUUAGACCAGGAGCAUGCCAAACUUAUAUCAAACAACGCACGUUUAAGUGAAGGUUAUUCUAAAAUGAUACUUCAAUAUGAACAGUUAUGUCGAAAGACAACUUCCCAUGAGGUACAGGGGGAUUACAAGGCCAUGUUCAGCUGUAAUAAUUUGAAACCAUCAGAUUACCAGUACUACACCGGAUUUUCCAGUGACAGAUUUCACAAUUUGGUCAAGUUUUUUAUCCCAUCAGAAGAAGAGCCAUUUACAUUUACAAAAACAGUGAGUGGAACAAAAAAUAUUUCUUUGGAAGACCAGCUUCUUCUUGUGCUGAUGAAGUUACGACAAAAUUUUGAUUUUAGAGGAGAUAGUGAGGAAUAUGCCAUCGAAGUACAAAGAGGAUUUUCCUGA